CCCUGGCUGCAGGGUAGACAGCACACGCCGCGGGAACUAAGACACUCGGAGGCGGCGCACUUUGGAGUUAUUUCCCACAGACAAAGGAUUUAACGGUACCUGGGUAGCUCUUCUCAGUUGGUGAAGAUGGAAUCGCGAAGACAGUACUGGGUCUAUGCCCUCGGCGUGGCCGUGUUGAGUGUAUUUAGUUCCGUGAUGGCAGCCAACAAUUAUUAUUGCGACGAACCCUUGGUGUCAGUGCUCCCGCAAAAAUCCUUUCAGAGUUCCUCGGUGUUCUCUGAAAACCAUUCUCCUCGCUUCGCCAAACUUAAUAGAAGAGAAGGAGGCGGGGGCUGGGUACCACGCAGGACAGACCGGCACCAGUGGCUGCAGGUGGACCUACGGGGCAGGGUGGAGAUCACAGCCAUUGCCACACAGGGGCGCUAUGGCAGCUCAGAUUGGGUGACCAGCUAUCUCCUGUUGUUCAGUGACACAGGCGGAGCCUGGAAGCAGUACAAACAAGAAGACAGUCUGUGGACAUUUACUGGAAACACAAACGCGGACGGCGUUGUCCACCAUCGCUUCCCGCAUUCCCUUAGGACCAGGUUCCUGCGCUUUGUCCCCCUGGAUUGGAGUGCCAGUGGCUGGGUGGGACUCAGGGUGGAGGUCUACGGAUGCACAUACAAGUCAGAUGUGGCAGACUUUGAUGGCAGAAGCUCACUUCUGUACCGGUUUAACCAGAAGUCCAUGAGCACCGUUAAAGAUGUGAUUUCACUCAAGUUCCGGAGCCAGCAAGGGGAGGGGGUGCUAGUUCAUGGGGAGGGACAGAGGGGGGAUUACAUCACCCUGGAGCUGCAUCGAGGCAGGCUGGCCCUACACCUGAACCUCGAUGAUGCCAAGCUCCACUCUAGUAGUGGUCGCAUGUCAGUCACCCUAGGCAGCUUGUUGGACGAUCAGUACUGGCACUCUGUCCUUGUUGAGCGGUUUAACAAGCUGGUGAACUUCACAGUCGACAAACACACGGAGCAUUUCCGCACCAAGGGUGAAGGAGACUCACUGGAUGUUGACUAUGAGCUUAGCAUUGGAGGAAUUCCACUCCCUGGCAAACCAGGGACCUUCCUCAGGAAGAACUUCCAUGGCUGCAUAGAGAACCUCUACUACAAUGGAAUGAACAUCAUUGACCUGGCUAAGAGACGAAAACCUCAGAUCUACAGUGUGGGCAACGUGACCUUUUCCUGUUCAGAGCUGCAGCUGGUGGCGACCACAUUCGUAAGCGCAAGCGCCAGCUUCCUGACGAUCCCGACGGAGGUGACUGCAGGGCUCUCCGUGCGCUUACAGUUCCGCACCUGGAACCGAGACGGCCUGCUGUUCUCCACGCAGCUAAACUCGGACCCCGAGCACCUGGUCCUGCAGAUCAGCGAGGGGCGGCUCCACCUCACUCACCACAGAUCGGCCCUACAGAAAUCAGAGAUAUCUACAGUAGUCCAAACAAUGCCUUUGUCCGCAGGUCACAGUUUGAACGAUGGACAGUGGCACUCAGUCAGUCUCAGUGCAAGGGGACAGCAGGUGUCCCUAACUCUGGAUGACCAGCCAUCUUGGGUUAUGGAGCUGGGAGACCACGUUGACUCUGGAUAUGAUGUCUUCUUCGGGGGUUGCCCCAUGACCCAAAACAAUCCAGGCUGCAAAAACCCCACAUUGGCCUUUCAAGGGUGCAUGCGUCAGAUGUUCAUCAACGGCCAGCCCGUAAACCUCUUCCAUGUGCAGAAGGGCCUUCUGGGGAACUACAGCCAGUUGCAAUUUGAUGUCUGUGGCAUCCGUGACAGGUGUCUGCCAAAUUUCUGUGAGCAUGGAGGCCAGUGCUCUCAAUCCUGGAGCUCCUUUUACUGUGACUGUUCUGGGACAGGGUAUACUGGAGCUACCUGUCACAACUCCAUUUAUGAACCUUCCUGCGAGGCAUACAGGCAGACAGGAAGCACCUCGGGACUCUUCUCCAUCGAUCCUGACGGGAGCGGUCCCCUCGGGUCCACGCUGGUGUACUGCAACAUGACAGAGGACAAAGUGUGGACAGUGGUUUCACACAACAGCACAGAGUUGGUCACGGUGCAAGGAUCUACGCUGCCGAAGCCCUAUGUUAUGCACUUCAACUACAGUACCUCACCACCACAGCUACGUGCCCUGGUGGCCGGAUCAGAGUACUGUCAACAGGAAGUGGUGUACCGCUGCAGGAAGUCCCGCCUCUUCAGUAACUUGGAUGGGACCCCCAUGUCCUGGUGGGUGGACAGGAACGGGGAGAGGCGCACCUACUGGGGUGGAUCCCUUCCUGGGGUGCAGCAGUGCUCCUGCAGUCUGAACGAAAACUGCAUGGACAUGAACUACUUCUGCAACUGUGAUGCAAACAGAGACUCAUGGACCAACGACACAGGCCUGCUCUCCUACAAAGAGCACUUGCCUGUGAGCGAAAUUUUGAUUGGAGACACAAACAGGACUGGCUCAGAAGUCAUGUACAGAAUCGGACCACUGCGUUGCUAUGGUGACAGAUAUUUCUGGAAUGCAGCUUCUUUCUAUCAGGAGUCGUCAUACCUCCAUUUCCCUACCUUCCAGGCUGAGCUCAGUGCUGACAUUUCCUUCUACUUCAAAACUACAGCGCCCUCUGGGGUUUUCCUGGAGAACCUGGGCAUCAAGGACUUCAUCAGGGUGGAGCUGAGCUCUCCAUCUGCCGUGACUUUCACUUUCGACGUGGGGAAUGGUCCGGCCGUUCUGACGGUAAAGUCCCACGUGCCCCUGAACGACAAGCAGUGGCACUACGUGCGGGCGGAACGCAAUGUGAAGGAGGCGUCCCUGCAGGUGGAUCACCUGCCUCUGCGGUUUCUGGAGGCCCCGCCCGACGGACACUUCCGCCUGCAGCUCAACAGCCAGCUUUUCGUAGGAGGGACAGCGUCCAGGCAGAGAGGAUUCCUGGGCUGUAUCCGAGCAUUGGCCAUGAACGGGCUAACCCUUGACUUGCAGGAGAGGGCAAAGGUCACGCCAGGAGUGAGCUCUGGGUGCCCAGGACACUGUAGCAGCUACGGUAGCCUGUGUCACAACAGAGGGAGGUGCGUGGAAAGCAACAGCGGCUACGUCUGCGACUGCACCCAUACUGCCUACAGGGGACCCCACUGCAAGAAAGAGGUGUCUGUGUCUUUCGUGAGCGGGUCCUCAGUUACCUACACCUUCCAGGAACCGUUCUCAGUCAUGCGCAACAGAAGCACUCUGUCCUCCGCCAUCUACGCAGAGAACGCCAGGCCCAGGGAGAACGUGGCAUUCAGCUUCCUGACCACCCAGACACCCGCUAUGCUGCUCUCAGCCAGCUCCUACUACCAGCAGGGCAUUGCCAUCAUCUUGGCCCGCAAUGGGAGUCUGCAAAUCUUCUACCGACUCAAUAAGGAGAGGGCCCCAGAUGUGUUCACCCCCACAUAUGGAAGCCUGGCUGAUGGGCAGCUGCAUUGGGUUCGAAUGCAUCGGGAGGGGAAGGAUAUUUAUGUCCAGAUUGACAAGGACAUCAACCGAAAAUACAGCCUGUCAUCUAACACGGAAUUAAAUACAAUCAGAUCCGUGACUUUGGGCAAAGUCACAGAAAGUGACAUCUUGAAUGAAGAAGUGAUGCAGGCGGGAUCCAGAGGUUUCAUUGGCUGCCUGUCGUCAGUCCAGUUCAAUCAGGUGGCUCCACUGAAAGCGGCGCUGCUGAAUCGUGGCAGCUCAUUGGUCAGCUUACGGGGACAUAUAGUGGAGUCCAACUGUGGGGCGUCAGCGGACAUGACAAAGUCACACUCCCUCUCAGAUCAUUCAGAGAAAGUUGACAGAGGGAAGGAGCCAUUAAAAGAUGGGGUUCAGAGUGAUUCGGCAGUAAUUGGAGGCGUGAGUGCGGCCGUCGUUUUCAUCACUCUCUGCGUGGUCGCGGUGAUGGCCCGCUUCCUGUACCAGUACCGCCAGGCCGAACAAACAUCUGCCAUCGAGAAGGACCACCGGCACAGCCUGGAGGUGUCCUACCGCACCGAGCUGGACCAUCAGAGCCAUCGGCACGGCCUGAACGCGGCCUACUGUACAGAAAUGGACCUUCAGAACUCGGUGCGGAACAGCAGGAAGGAGUACUACAUCUGACACGCCAGCAUUCGCAGUCCGUCUUUCCUGGCCUCCCUGUGCUGUACGUCUUGGGAAACUGCACCUCGUCUUCUCCGCCCAGAGACAUCUUGGCAUGUAGCCACCGCAUAACGGAAGGGCGAUGGUCUCAACAAAAAAAAAACAUUUAUUAGUCUGUACGUUUUUUAAGAUAUAAAAAACAACUAUGUGAUUAUUGUUUUCACUGCAGGGUAGCGUAGAACACUAAUACGCAUCCAAGGAAAUUAAGAAACUGAAAUGAUGAAACAGAUUUAUGGGAAAUCUUUUUUUUUUCUUUUUUUUUUUCCUGUCUAUAGAAAAAAGCAAUCUGGCUUAAUCCCAGCAUGGAAACGUUACAAAAACAUCAUUCCAGUUCAUGAAUGAAACAGUAUGUGUGGAUUUAGUAUAAAGAUUUAGAACAAUAUUUAUAUGUGAAUAUUAUUUUAGCAUUAUUUUAUUUUACUAUGUUGAUGAUAUCAUAUGGUGCAAUGAGGGGCUGUUAUUUAUCAUUAUUUUUUAUAGGUAGGAUGCACUUUAGCGACUGACUUUAGCAUAAACAUCUGAAGAAUCUAUUCCACUCCUCAAGCUGAGGUUUUCCUGGGAGAGAACGUGAUCCAGUAGAUCAGUGCCUCGUCUGCAUGCAUCCCGUUUUGUCUGUCAUGACUACCCACCUAGGGAAUUCUGGGAAGGGAAAGACCUCCCCUAUAUUUUACUGUGGAUUGGACAGGAAGAGCUGAUUUAAUCUGUAGAUUGUGUGUUGAUGUUUAUCUAGUGGAGAGGGAACACAGUUUUGUUAGACAAACAGAAAAUAGGGGGUGGGGUAUAGACUACACAUUUUCUGUAGAUCAUUUAAGGCCUGCUGUUUUCUUAUAGUAAUCCUGUUAUAAAGUUACAGAGGGCCAAGGAUCAAAAGCUGUCCUUCCUGCAUCUGAGGUGAAUCAGCAAGAGAAUAGUGACAUCGCGGAGGCUGUGUCAUCCUGACUGACCGCUCUCUAAAUUCAGAUUUGUUGUCUCUUUUUCUAUUCUCACCGGCCAUUCCGUUUCUUAAGGGCAACCUUCCAGGAUUUGAAAUGCAUUUUAUCAGGACACACCCUGGAAGGAUAAGUACAUUAGAGAGGACUUUCAGAUGAUAAGUUUCUGUAUUAAUUGGUAGGCUGAUAGAUGGAGAAGAAAAAGAAAAACAAUUUGGUUUUGAAUUAGGUCAGAAACAGUUUUGAAUCAGACAUACAUAUUUUGCCGACAGUAUAUCAUAGUCUUUCCCGUCUGUUAUCAGCAUUUGGUCCACAUAUAUGAACCCAACCGGUAGUACAACUGAGUGUGUUCAGAGCGCUUCUGAAAAAUAUGUUGUAUACCAGCUGGUGUUGGGAAACAAAGCAACAAAGUUCAAUAAAUAAGUAUUAAUAAGUCCAGUACUAUGUAUACUGUACUUACCACUGACAAUUAGAUGAAACUAACCAUUCAGAAGGAAGUAUGACUCUUACUCCUGCACGUCAUUUGUAUACACAAAAAUGGAUAUCUUAAUUAACCUUUAGCUACAAAUAUUUUACACAGUCUUUUCUGUCAUCUGGUUGUGAGGACAGAAAGAAUCGCCUCAGCUCACUUCCUUGUUUGCACUUCUGGUGUCAGGAUCCUGGGUCUGAUGUCUGCAGAUCUGUGACUACCCGCCAUCUGCCAAAAACCUCCCGCCAUUAGGCUGCUUCUGAACAUCUAAGGCACAUCUGUUGUCAUACCCUCUGGCAGAGCAGCCAAUCAAAUCCUGCUGAAGCCGCUGUCUGCUAAUGGCUUUGCAAAAAAAAAAAACUUCACAGACCUGCCAUAAAUUCACAAAUUCAAAAAAAAGAAAGUUGUUUUUUUUUUUUUUUUUUUUUUUUUUUGUAAUGCUACAUUUUGUGAUUUGUUGUAUGAGAACAUUAGUUUUCUUUUUUAUUUGUUCAUUGUAUCUUCAUUGGAGUUAAAAUGGAGUUACCUCAGAUUGUUGGCCAUAUUCAUUUUCUGUAGUACUGUUACACCUGAUCAAGACGGAUUACCACAGCAAUUUUCGAAAGUAUUGCAUUAAGCAGCUGUUAUACCUAGAAAGUACAAUUCUUUCUUGAGGUUGCGGAAAUCUCUCUGCUUUACAUACCUACAUUAAAGGAAACACAGUGAGCAUUUCCAAAGUUAAAA
Molecule: messenger RNA, 6276 nt
Organism: Anguilla rostrata (American eel)
Lineage: Eukaryota; Metazoa; Chordata; Actinopteri; Anguilliformes; Anguillidae
Product: contactin-associated protein-like 5
Exons: 24
Coding region: 127-4116 (1329 amino acids)
Source: RefSeq, a predicted model, not a curated record